AUGUCCGUCCCACUGACCACCCAUCUCACGUCCCUCUCGACCCCGCGUCCCUACUCUGCCGCGACCGAGCACGCUUUCCUUACCGCGGCCGGCACCGGUGCCCUCCCCUUACCCCUCCUCUCCCUGUACCUCUCGCAGGACCGCAUCUACGCCGCGCACGCCUACCCGCGCUUCCUCGGCCAGCUCCUCGCGCGCGUCCCGUUCUCCUCCCAGGACGCGCCCGACGCGCCCACAGAGCGUUUCCACGGGGAGAUCGUGGGGGUGCUCGCGGACGCGCUGCAGAACGUGCGCCGCGAGGUCGCGAUGUUCGCGGACGUCGAACGCGCGCACGCGCUAGAGUUUGGGCGGUGGCGCGAGCGCAAGGCGACGCGCGACUAUACGGCGGAGAUGGCGCGCGUGGGCGCGCUGGGCAGCUUCGAGGACGGGCUCGUGUUCCUGUGGGCGAUGGAGCGCGUCUACCUCGAUGCGUGGAACUAUGUUAAGUCGCUGCUGCCUAACGCGACGGCGGGUGCCGGGUCGGCCCUACCCGCCGUCAAGGAGCUCGUUGAGAACUGGACGAACCCCGAGUUCGUGCGCUUCGUGGACGUGCUGGGUGACCUUGUGAACAGGUUAUCCAUCGCGCCAGGUACUCCUGCGUUCCUGCGGGCGGAGGAGAUCUGGGCGAGGGUCGUCGAGCUGGAGGAGGCGUUCUGGCCUGUGGUCGGGGAGGAGUUAGCAGCUCUCUCUGUAUGAAGUGGCCGUUGGGGAGAAGUCAGCCGCUCGCACUUAGUCACCUUACGAGUACAACUAGUAGCAAUUUAAGAAGUGUCC
This is a messenger RNA of Trametes versicolor FP-101664 SS1, 810 nucleotides long. Its product is annotated as heme oxygenase-like protein. The transcript has 3 exons. The coding region runs from base 1 to 732 and encodes 243 amino acids. Lineage: Eukaryota; Fungi; Basidiomycota; Agaricomycetes; Polyporales; Polyporaceae. The record is from RefSeq and is a predicted model, not a curated record.